AUGUUCGUGAGCCGAUAUUGGUAUCAAAACGUCGUCCAAUACGCGUUGCGAGCGCAACUGCUCACUCGAUUAGCAAGAAAAAGUGGCUGGCAUCGGAAAGCUCAGAAUUUUCGCCCUUGCUGUCCCAAUGUGCUCUGGGCGCUGGCUGGUGGCUUUUUCACCCUACAACAGGAACAAAUAGGUGGCGAGGAGUUGACCAAGGACGAAAAGCAAUUAUUUGAUAGCGGGACAAGUGCAUUCACGAAGAACGGUUGGGAGCUGCUAUAUGAAGACAAAGAAAAGAAUAUUAAUGUGUAUCGACGGCAAAUCCGUGUUGAUGGUCAAGAAGUCUACGAAUACCGGGUAGCUGGUACUUUCGUUGACAUAACUCCGCGGAACUACAUUGAUGCUCAAAACGAUGUAACUUACCGGUCCGAAUGGGACCAAAAUGUUUUGAAGCUAGAGGUGAUGGAAGACAGCGGAAACAAGCAGGGGGUUCCAACAUCUUCUGGCAAAAAUGUACGGGUCAGCACCUACUCAUCACAUUGCGCCGUCCGCGCUCACACUAGCGUCGAUGAAAAGGGCUUAGACUACGUGCUCACUUACUUUGACAACCCAGAGGCCAACAUCCCGCGCUAUGUCUACAACUGGAUAGUCAAUCAAGGAGGGCCCUAUUUUGUGCACGCAGCCGCAAAGAAGUUGGAGACUACAAACCGCAAACUUCAGAGUGUUUUCCCACCGACUCUUCAGAAGAAAUCGGAGCCUCUGAAACUUGCGCCGUCACCCGCAAAAUGUCCCGUCAAUUGUCCUGUCCACUGUCCGAAGACUGCGGAAUCUGCAUCAACGGAAGAGAACGAGAAAACCGCUGGCGAUGCCAUCCCUGUCAGGGUAGCCCAAACCAAGAAACAACCGGAAGCCGCGGCGACCAAGAUCAACACACCAUCAAACAAAUCUGACGAAACGGCUGAUGACUGUCCAGCACCUAAAGAAGACCUACCAGGCCGUAAGCUUCUCGACACGAUUGCAAAUCCGACGAUCGCAAAGGGUAAAACGACUGCCGCCGAUACGCAGGGUACCGACGAGCCUUGCCCGGACCUGGCGAGCCGAACGGUCGAC
Molecule: messenger RNA, 1095 nt
Organism: Mesorhabditis spiculigera
Lineage: Eukaryota; Metazoa; Nematoda; Chromadorea; Rhabditida; Rhabditidae
Source: the annotation of a GenBank genome assembly